This is a messenger RNA of Amphimedon queenslandica, 645 nucleotides long. RefSeq lists its product as uncharacterized. The annotation marks the transcript as partial. Lineage: Eukaryota; Metazoa; Porifera; Demospongiae; Haplosclerida; Niphatidae. The transcript is spliced from 3 exons. The record is from RefSeq and is a predicted model, not a curated record.
CAAAUCAGUUGAUAUUAGUAUAUCCAGUAACAGAUGGAUACUGUGUUAAUAGUGCCAAUUCAAUCAAUGCUUCAUUCAUUGGGGAAAAUGCUCUUAGAAUACAUCAAUCAAUAAUGUUUCAAAAUCAAAGACAGUAUUUAUAUCUUGAUAUGUUCUUCUUGUGUAAUGGAUCAGUCACUAAAUGGAUCUUUGGAGCUGAGAAUCAAACCAAUAAUCAAAAUGCAUUAGUAGAGUUCCAGAUAUGGCAUCAACAAAGUUCAAGUACUUACAAUAAAGUUUCAUUUAGUUCAAUCACAUUUGAUGACAUUACAAUGAUUGGUACUAAUCUCUAUGAGUUUAUUCCUCAGACUCCACUGCAGUUCCAGGAAGGAGACAUAUUUGGUGCUUAUAUUCCUUCACCAGGUUCAAGCCGAUUAGUAUUUUAUGAGCAGGUAGAGAGUGGCCCACUUAAUAGGUUUAGAGGUGGUGGUGCAUUGUCAACUAUAAUAACAGGAUCACUGGAAUCUGUUGCUAAUAAUUAUCCAUUAGUUGCAGCAGAAAUCAGUAUUUCCAUGAGUAGUCUUGGUAUUUUUACUACUACAAUUAGCAGUAGUAUGAUAACUGACACAUCUACUGUUAAUACUGGAAUCACUACUACUAUAAAUG